UGGUGGUUUCCUCAUAUGUGGAGCCACAUGCAACCUCACCUGUUCCAUAAUGAAUCUUCACUAGUGGAGCAAAUGAUUCUCAACAAAAAAUUUGCCUUAGAACAUGGCAUUCCAACUGAUAUGGGAUACGCUGUGGCUCCACAUCAUUCUGGUGUCUAUCCUGUUCAUGUUCAGCUUUAUGAUGCCUGGAAGAAAGUCUGGAAUAUCAAAAUCACCAGUACAGAAGAAUAUCCACAUCUAAAACCUGCACGGUACAGAAGGGGUUUCAUUCACAAAAACAUCAUGGUUCUUCCUCGACAAACCUGUGGUCUUUUUACUCAUACAAUUUUCUACAAGGAGUAUCCUGGUGGUCCAAAAGAACUAAACAAAAGUAUACAGGGCGGGGAAUUAUUUUUCACAGUAGUUCUCAAUCCAAUCAGUAUCUUUAUGACUCACCUGUCUAAUUAUGGGAAUGACCGAUUGGGUUUAUACACCUUUGUCAGUCUGGCCAAUUUUGUUCAGAGUUGGACCAACCUGAAGCUGCAGACGCUACCUCCACUUCAGUUGGCUCACAAGUAUUUUGAGCUAUUUCCUGAGCAAAAGGACCCACUCUGGCAGAAUCCUUGUGAUGACAAACGACAUAGAGAUAUCUGGUCUAAAGAAAAAACUUGUGAUCGUUUACCAAAAUUCCUGGUUAUUGGACCACAAAAAACUGGCACAACAGCUUUAUAUUUGUUCCUGAUUAUGCAUCCUUCCAUCAUUAGUAACUCCCCCAGCCCCAAAACCUUUGAGGAGGUACAGUUCUUUAAUAGAAAUAACUACCACAAGGGGAUUGAUUGGUAUAUGGAAUUAUUUCCUACACCUUCCAAUGUAACUACUGACUUUCUCUUUGAGAAGAGUGCCAACUAUUUUCAUUCUGAAGAAGCCCCUAAACGAGCAGCUUCUUUAAUUCCUAAGGCAAAAAUCAUCACUAUUCUCAUUGAUCCCUCAGAUCGAGCAUACUCCUGGUAUCAGCAUCAGAGGUCUCACAAGGACCCGGCUGCUUUAAAAUUUACAUUUUAUCAAGUAAUCACUGCAGGACAUCAUGCUUCAUCAGAGCUUAAGGUUCUGCAGAAAAAAUGUCUGAUACCAGGAUGGUAUGCCACUCACAUAGGAAGAUGGUUAGCAUAUUUUCCACCUUAUCAGUUACUAAUUAUCGAUGGACAGCAGUUGAGAAAUGACCCGGCUAUAGUAAUGGAUGAAGUGCAGAAGUUUCUGGGAGUUACUCCUCAUUAUAAUUAUUCAGAAGCUCUAACGUUUGACUCACACAAAGGUUUUUGGUGUCAACUUCUGGAAGAAGGAAAAACAAAAUGUCUUGGAAAGAGCAAAGGCAGAAAAUACCCUCCAAUGGACUCUGAGUGCAGGGUUUUUCUGUCAAGCUACUACAGAGAUCACAAUGUGGAACUGUCAAAGCUGCUACACAAAUUGGGACAACCACUGCCAUCGUGGCUGAGACAGGAGUUGCAAAAAGUGAGAUAG
Python bivittatus (Burmese python) is the source of this 1497-nucleotide messenger RNA. Lineage: Eukaryota; Metazoa; Chordata; Lepidosauria; Squamata; Pythonidae. The record is from RefSeq and is a predicted model, not a curated record.